Colossoma macropomum (tambaqui) is the source of this 9315-nucleotide messenger RNA. Its product is annotated as nectin-2. NCBI's taxonomy places the organism in Eukaryota, Metazoa, Chordata, Actinopteri, Characiformes, Serrasalmidae. The transcript has 7 exons. The coding region runs from base 423 to 1961 and encodes 512 amino acids. The record is from RefSeq and is a predicted model, not a curated record.
CGGACGGUUUGCUUGAGGAAGUCCCUGAAUAUUGCGGGCUGGGAUUGUUCAGGGAUUUUAUGGGCGUGACGUUGACGUGACGUCACGUGCCUAGAGCCGGGAGGCAGUGUGUGUAUGUGAGUUUCGGUACAGAGAGAGAGAGAGAGAGAGAGAGAGAGCUCAGUCACAUACACGGCGGAGACGAGUCAGGCUGCGUUGUGUUAGUCUCUAAACCUGAGAGAGAAACGAGCCUGUUUAAGAAGAGCGAGGCUGAUCUUGAAAGUGUGGUUUAAGUCGUGGAAAAAGCCCAGAGACCGUCACUGAGCUCUAAGGAGACAAGAAGUGGACUUGAGUGCUUUCGGUUACGGACACCUGUUUUUUUUUAAGCUUUUUAAACCAAACUACUGUUUCGGCGUUGAGAAAUCCUCGUUUUUUGAGACACCAUGCUGUGGGAUUCUCCUCUCAGCUCCACAGGACUCUUCGGCUUCGUCUUCUUCCUCAUAAUUCAAGGUUCGUCGGCUCAGCGCGUGAAGGUGCAGUCGGAGGUGGUGUCGUAUCCGGGGCAGGUCGUAAGCCUGCGGUGCCAAUUUCCUGAUCCAGGCCAAACUCAGCUCACACAGGUGUCAUGGAUUUUCGAAACGGCUGCCGGGGUCCGAACCAACAUUGCAGUGUUUCAUCCGAGCUUUGGAAUUAAUUACCCGAAGUCCCCGGUGACUGGCCGCGUGAGUUUCACCAUUGACCCACCCCAACUGGAGAAUCCCACCAUUCAGAUCACGGACAUUAAGAUGACUGAUGAGGGAAAGUACAUCUGUGAAUACGCCACUUACCCCAGCGGGAACGAGCAGGGCGUCACCAGCCUCGUCUUACUAGCCAAGCCUUCGAACACCGCCUCCACCGUCACCGUACAGGCCGGCACAGCCGCGGUCGUCGUGGCCCGCUGCGUGUCGGCUAACGGCCGUCCGCCGGCAACCAUCACCUGGUCGACUUCGGUGGGCGGCAACGGAACGAUCCCAACGAAGACGGACAACUCGGACAACACGGUGACGGUGAAGAGCGAGUACUGGCUGGUGCCGACUCAGGCUGACAACGGCAAGGACAUCAGCUGCGAGGUGUCACACCGGACGCUGACCAAGCCGGAGACUUUCCCCAUGAAGCUGGUGAUCGAAUAUCCUCCUCAGGUGCGGAUCGUGGGCUAUGAUGGUAACUGGUAUUUAGGGCGCACAAACGUGGUGCUGACCUGCCAGGCUCAGGGGAACCCUGCUCCCACCACCUUCACCUGGAGAACGAUUUCUGGUCUGAUGCCGGAUACGGUUACGGUGAAGGAGAGCACACUGACCGUGCCUAAAGUGGAUGAGACGGUCAACGCCACUUUCAUCUGCGAGGUCAAGAACAGCCUCGGCACAGGAAAGGACCAGGUCAGCGUGAUGGUCAGGGAAGCCCAUGUUGCCAGCCAAACCAACGCUGGCGUAGUCGCAGGCGCCAUCAUCGGCGUCCUCCUCGCCCUCCUAUUGUUUGGCGCGCUCAUCUUCGUCCUGGUGUCCCGCAACCGCCGGCAACAGCAGGGUUACCGCGGCAACGGCAAGGCGAAGGCGGAGCCCUACGACUCGGUGGCCCGCCUCUUCGGCUCCGGCAGCAACAAGAACGGCACCAACGGCAACAACGGCAACAACAACACGCCCAUCUACCGAGGGGAGCCGGUGCUUUCGGAGAAGGCGGCCAAUCACAGCAUGCACCCAUGCGCCCUGCUGGAGACCACGCCCACCGCCCAGGACAUCCUGCUGAGCAGGGAGUUGGAUGAGGCGGAGCGCAGAAAGUUCGACGAGCUGGAGGAAGAGGACGAAAGGUACGAUCACUUCACGGCAGGCGGAGCCAUCCUGCAGCUCCGCCCACACAACCAGGACAUGGACGGCGGUUACCUAGACGACGACAUGGAGUCGCAGAGGGACGGAUCCGUCAUCUCGCGGACUGCCGUCUACGUGUGAGGCGGGAGGAAAGAGGGAGAGAAGGAGAGCUAGAUAAGAUGGGUGGAGAGAAGGACGAGUGGACCAACUUCCAAAGGAUUAUUUUUUUUUUUUCUUUCCUUCUUUUAAGAUUUAUUCAUUGCUUUUAUUUCUUAAACAAAUAUGAGACAGAAUUAAAGCCUGGAUGGAUGGAUAGAUGGAUGGACUCAUUACUUUAUUUGGAUAAAGGACGGUCACAGGAUGGAGGGAGUGGAUGGAGAGCGGAGACUGGAAAUAAAAGAAGCGAUCUGUGGCUUAACACUGUACUUCCUAUUUACAGCGAUGGUCGUCAUGGAGACGAUUUCUGAGAGCAGACUUUAAAUGUGCACACAGCAUCAUAUGUAACACGUACGUUGACAACGAAGGCUGUGUUUGCGUCCACACUGUGCUGUGGUGUAACGUAAUCAGGGUUUGCUCCAUUUGUUUUCAUUCGUUUAUUUCCUCCAGUGGUGAGAGCGCGUUUCAUCAGAACUUGCACUCUUUCGUCGUUCUCCUUUCCCUCGCUUUCUCUUGCUCUCAGUAUCCACUCGCUGUGAGCUGAGGUCUAGAUUUGGUGCUGUUAGCCAACCAGUUAAUUGCACACAUAAUAAUCUUGAUCUCAGCCGCUGCAGUUUGUUGUAUUAUGUGAAGCCAGUGCAUUUUCAAUGGCAGCACCAUUCAGCAAAUUAGAGUGCUUUGAAUGCACUUUUGCUAAAUUGCUAUGCUAAGUUACGACAAACCCCAUUAUAAUGAAGGCUGCCGUGUGAAUGUGCUGCAUAUGUGGCAUAGGGUGGGCAUCAUUUUCUUUUUUCUUUUUUUUUUUAAACCUAAUCUUUAAUUGCUGUAUCUAUAGCAUGCAGUUGAUUACCACCGGCCACAAUUUCCCUGAAUUUAACAAAAAGGCACAAAACCUGAGCUCACUUCUAAUUAGGGGCACACGCUGAUGGCAUAUUCAUUGCUGGACUGCAAUAACUGCACGAGAAUAUCUGCAUUUUACUAAUUUCACUGUAUUGAUAAGCCUAUAGAAAUAAAUGAUAUAUUUUCUGCAAUGCUAAUCCAGGUAGUUUCGCUUUCUUCAUUUUAUAAAUAUGCAUGUGUCGGCAUUGGCAGAUAUAUAAACAAAAAUAUCAGAUAUUGGCAUCAACCCACAACUCCCAUAUCGGUGCAUUCCUGCCAACACCGAAAGACUAAGGGCAGUUGCUGAGAGAAUUAAAAUGGAAGCCAAUGGACAGUUGCAGAAAACAGACUUAAAACAGAAGCCAAUGGGCAGUUUAGGAAAUCGCUUGCAAUGGCAGCCAAUGGGCAGUGUUGGAAAUCAGACUUAAAAUGGAAGUCAGUGGACAGUUACUGAAAACAGACUUAGAAUAGAAGCCAGUGGGCAGUGUUGGAAAUCAGACUUACCCGCUCCAUUUGGAAGUCAAUGUGCAUUUGCUGAAGCACCUGACUUAAAUUAUGAGUGAGUUUUGAAUGGUGUUUGCUAAGUUUGGGGAAAUGCGUCUAAAUUAUUGGUGGUGGUAAUGGACUGUAUGCUACAGCUGCAGCAGAUGGAGAUGGGGUCAAAAAACGUUGGAGUACCCCUUUAAAUCCAUUGACCUUUCAGCUUAAUAGAACAACUUUCACUCUGCUUUGAAUGCACUGACCACUAUCAGCAGUAUUUUGCUUGUGAAUCACCGUCAUAACACUUCAGAGUUACGUAGUGCCUAUAAUUCAAUCUUACUGCGUUUAAUAAUCACAGUGUCACAAUAUCACCGUCGUAAUCGCCCCUCUAAAGCAUGCAGUGAGUCAGCGAAUCAGUGAAUCAUUUUGGAAUCUGUCUUCUCCAUCUGUAAAUGAUUUGCGCUCGACUGGCCGUGCCUUGAUGACCUCAUUUCCCGUCGUUAACCCUUAUCGCGGUGUCAGAUCUCGCGCGCUCUUUUAAUUAGUCCCGAUUGGUUUGCAUUUUUUAGUGAUUCGCUAGUGAAUCAUUCCGUUUGUGUUGAAUCACGACCAGCGAAUCGCACCGUAUUUGGCUUAUUUCAGAGUUCACCCCUGAGUUAAUGGAUGAAUGGAUGCAUGAACUGAUUGACGCCAACUGUUUGCGUAUUAGCUUUUAUUUCAAUCCCUAUUAUCUCUUGCAGUUACAGCUAUUCUGCCCUGGAGGUCCUCAUGAAUUUAUUAUUUGACAUUCAAUAAACAAGAAGGAGAAAAUUGAUGUAUACGUUGUGCUGGAGGGGGUCGUUUAUGCACAUUUGAUGAUCAAAUCUUACUUAUUUAUUCGUUCCAGGGUGGUACUUCUCAGUGGUAGCAACCAUAGUUCAGCUAGGGAUAAACCCCAUUGUAGUGAAGGCCGAAGGCUGUAUGUACUGGACAUGUGGACGUUCCUUCUUAAAGGAACAGUGCAGCGUUUUUCAGUGUCGUCUUGUAUUUGCUGUAUCGGUACCAUAUGGUUAAUUACCACACACAAAAAUUCCCAUGAACUUACUAGAACAGAAAAACCGUUGACUUAAGAUGUACUUACAAUGGAAGCCAAUGGGCAGUUGCUGUAGCAUCUGCCCAUUAGCUUCAAUUAUGUCUGUUUUAAGUGAACUGGGUUUUCUGUUCUUUGUUUUUAUGCGUCUAAAUUAUGGUCUGUGGUGAUCAGCCAUAUGCUGCACGUACGCAAAUGAAGAUUAGGUUGAAAAACGCCGAAGUAUAGAAAAUGAUGGUAAUCACUGCAUUGAAAUGGCACAUUAUCACUAAUCUGACAUGGCUAAUGAGUCUAGUCCGUAUUUAUAAACAUGCAUCGCAGAUGGUUGUCAUGGCUGCACAGUUAAAUAUAUCCAUUCUUUUACACGUUUAGUUUUAUAUCUGUUCAUUCUCUGCACCCCCCAACACACACACACACACACACACACACACACAUUUAUCACAUGGUUGAGGGUGGAAGCUUGAUAGAACUGUUCUCUGAGCAAGAGAAAGACCGAGAGAGCGAGAUCGUAUGUAUGUGUAUAUACAUAUAUAAAUAUAUAUAUAUAUAUAUUUUUGGUGUGAGGUGUCUGUAUGCAAUAUAUGUACACAUUUUAUUUUUCUUACAUGAAAAAAUGAUCCUGUGAUAAAUGUCUAUACUUCUGUAUAUUGUAAAUAAGAAGUUAGAUGGGCUGAUCAUGGAAUGUAGUUGCAAUUGCCCACAAAAUCUGUCACGUGAAACCAAGAAGUGAGCUGGUUUAGGAUAAGUGAAUCACAUGGACUUCAAAACCCACAAUCCAUUGCACAAGUCGAACUGUUUCUCCAAGAUGUAGUAGCACUGUAGUCGUUUUAAAGGGGAAUUUCCACAUAAUUCAGAGUUUGAGGGAUAAACAAGGUCAGUCAGUGGUUUAAUGUGAAAUGGUUGAUUGUAGAGACUCAGAUUUCUUUACAGUGGUGGUGAUAGGAACCAGGGGUCGCCAUGACUACAACACAAAUAUAGCCAUUUUAUUUACCGUCCAAAACCACCAGAGAACCGACACGUAAUGUUGAUGAUGGUUAAUUAGCGGCAAAUAUGAAAAAAGAACCAUUUCUGUUUUUCUAAAGAACCGUUUUUGUGAGAUGUUUGGCUAUGAAGAACCUUUAAAGGUUAAGGGUUAACUUUAAUGGUUCUUGCUAGAGCCAUUACUUUUUUGGGGGUUCUUUAAACUUUAAAAAGGUUCUUCACACUCACAAAUCUCAUUUACAGAAAUGUUUCUUUAGGAACCCAAAAGUGGUUCUUCUGUGGCAUUGUUCAAAGUGCUUUAGAUUUCCUAAAGAACCAUUUUUUGACUGUGUAGAACCUUUUAAAGGUUAAGGGUUAACUUUAAGGGUUCUUGCGAGAGCCAUUCUUUUAUGGUGGUUCUUUAAAGAUUCUUCACACUCACAAAUCCCAUUUACAGAAAUGGUUCUUUGAGAGCCCUAAAGUGGUUCUGUGGCGUUGUUCAAAGAGCUUUUCUUUUCCUAGAGAACCGCUUUUUGAUUGUGAAGAACCUUUCAAGGGUUUGAAGAACUUUCACAUACUUUUCAUGUGGUGCUUCUUUAAAACUUUAAGAAGUUCCUUCACUCGCUCUCAUUUACAAAAACGCUGUAAUUCUGUGCUUUACGUCCACUGAAGGGUUCUUUAGGGAAUCAGAAGUGGUUCUGCUGUGGCACUGUGUGAAGAACUCUUUUUGGCAUCUUUAUCUGUGAGUGUUAGGCCUGCAUGUCUUCUUUUACAAAUGCGUUUUAGGCCAAAACUUUAUCAAAACUACUGUACAACAGUAUCUCAGGCAUCAGCGGUGUAAUGACUUGAGGGGGCUUUUAGAGGUGGACGUCUGGUUUCUAUAACCACCACUGUGAACAGUUCUGACUCAGCAAGCUUCUCCAGUUCAGAGCAUUUCACCAAACCUCUCUGAAUGACUCUGUUUACGCCUUAACCACUUAAUUAUGCAGAAAUGUUGAAAAACUGGUGGAGUCUCCCAUUAAACCUAAGUAGGCCUACAUACAGUCACAGAUAGGGCCGCAUCCACCUUACUGUGUGUGUGCAUGAGUCAGCGUGUUAAAUGGUGUCUGACUCGAGGGCAGUGAGUUAUUCCUCCAUCCUUCGAGCGUCUCUCUCACACACACACACAGCGUCUCUCACACACAUUUAAGCUGGCCAACACACACACACAAACACACACACACACACACACAAACAUGCUCCUGUAAAUCAUCGUUUGUCACACUGGCUGUCCUUGAAUCUAUAAGAACAUCCUUCUCCACAGUCUUCAGCCACAGCGAGGCAUGCUGGGUAAUGUAGUUUUUCAGGUUGCACCUCAGCAACAUUUUCUAUUCGUGUGGCACCAUGUAGCACAAAUCAGUUCCUAGAACAGACACCAUUUCCACUUUAGCUUUGAAAAAGCAUCAUCAGUACACAUGUACAAUAAUUCAGACUUGCUACUACAGUUCUUAGCUACUCUAAUGUACUUUUUGAUGUAAUUAUGUCCAUUUUUAUGUCAUACAGUGUCAGAAACCACACAAGCAAGUCUAUUAAUAACUCGACACAGUUUGAGGCGAAUCUGUGGUGAUUCAGGAAUGCACUUUGCUCAGUGCUAACAAGUGGCUAUAAGCUUUCAUUACUUAGCUACAUUAGCCUUGUAGCUCCAGAACAAAACUACAGAAGCAGACCAUCUCGACUGAUUAGCUGCAGCUGGAGUAAGAGGGAAAAGUGUACGUUUAGAUUUUUGGUUUUCAGUGUAACCCAGUUUGAUUCCUGACUGGAAGCUCAGUCAGACGGGAAUUAGCGCUCUGGGGCUAAAGCGGUCCUUCCACCGCUCAUUAGCUGGAACACGCUGACCUUGUGAAGGACGGGACAGUCUGAGAAUAUUAAGGAAGCGCUGUAACCUCUUCGUUUGGAUUUUCUCCACGUUCGUUCUCAAAGCUUUCUCUUGAUUCAUAAAGCUGUGUUUUCCUGUUGGCUGGAUCGUUUAGGGAAUAUGUUGCCUUAGCAAAUGACAUAAUGCUGAUUGCUGGCCACUAGGCUAACAAUUAGCCUUCUUAAUGGAUGAAAACAAAGUAAAUCAAUGAAAACAAGUAGCCAACUCUGAUGCUAUGCUAAAGGAAAUUAUGAAUUAAAUGAAUUAUAUGUGAAAGGCGCAGGUCAGUCACAAAGGCUAAUGUUGCUAAGCAUAAAUGAAACGAACAGCCACCAAUUAAACGUUAUACAAGUGAGACCAUGAUAAUACCUGGCGACCAGGCUACUAUUAAAGGAAGUGUUCAGUUUAAAAAGAUGGAUGUUGCUAACAGUAAAUAAAACAAUUAGCAUUAUGUGAAUAACAUCAGGCCAAGUUCUCAAAGGAGACUGUUAAAGGAGUUAAAUCAAAAUGGCUAACGUUCCCAGACAGCGAGCACAUAUCGGUCCGCUGGCUUGAUAAGGUCAACACCCCACUGACUGUUUGCCACUGCUGGUCCACCCUCGGACCACCCAGAUUACUGUCCUGCAUACAAGCGCAAAACGUCAGUGAACCACCAGCUCUGCUAACGGCGGUCCACUGUCCUCUUGCUAUCAUGGUUGCUAAUAAUGAAUAAAAACAAACAGCCAAAACUUAGCAUUGUGCAGAUGACAUGGUUCUAAUUUCUGGACACUAGGCUGCAAUUAAAGACUAGUUCAGUCAAAAAGGCUAAUGUUGCUAACAGUAAAUGAAAUUGAGUAGCCAACUCUUAUGCUAACGAAAUUGUGCUAAUUCCCAGCCACUAGGCUACUGUCAAGGAAGUGUUCAGUCAAAAAGGCUAAUGUGGCUAAAAACAACUGAAAACAAACAUCCAAAACUUAGUGUUGUGCAAAUGACACUGUUUUAAUUUCUGACCAUUAACCAAAAGUUCAGUCAAAAAGGCUAAUGUUGCUAACAGUGAAUGAAAAUGAGUAGCCAAAUCAUAUGCUAAUGAAAUUGUGCUAGUUCCCAGCCGCUAGGCUACUAUUAAGGAAGUGCUCAGCUGAAAAAGGCUAAUGUUGCUAACAGUAAAUGAAAACCAACAGCCAACACUUAGCUUCAUACAAAUGCAGUCAUGCUAAUUGAUGACAGGAUAAGGAAGAAUUCAGUCACAAAGGCUAAUGUUGCUAACAGUAAUGGAAAAAAGAAGAGCCACUACUGAGCAUCAUCAAGCUAACUGCUGACUUCUAGGCUACUGUUAAAGGAAUAAUCCAGUCAUAAAGGCUAACGUUGCUAACAAUAAAUGAAAACGAACAGCCAUUUAUUAGCUUUAUGCAUUGCUAGCUUCUACUCACUGUUAGCCUGAUUAGCAUGUUUGGUCCAGCUAUUUCUUGUGAAGAGUCAAAAGUGAGGCAUUGUCCAGUAGGAGAAGGAUGUUGUUAAAGGACAUUCCUUCUUUCCGACAUUCCGACUUCAUCGAGAAAUCCUGCUUUACGGAACAGCGGAUCAUGUUCGUCACAUUGUUCCGUCGGCCUGAUGUGUGAUUUGAAUCGAGGCCUUAAGUGUCACUUGACCGAACGAGUCUCUCUGUACAUAGUAUAAAUAUAUACAUAUAAACAUGUGAUUAAGAAAAAUAAGGCUGAACAAUUGAUGUCACAUUUUUGUGUAUAUAUAUUAUGUAUGUAUCUUACAAACACGGAAGCAUGAAGGACUUUUUUUUUUCUCUCGUUCUUUGAAUUGAACUUAAUUUUUAAUUUUUUUUAUCAUCUUGUCAGUGCUUGAUUAGUGCUUUUUUUGCUUUUUCAGCUUUUUGAAUUUGAGUGCUUUAUCGUUGCCUGUAUAUCUCAUGUGUUUCUGCUGUGAACUUCUGACACCAACUUCACCAUCACUGUUGCAUUUUAGUCGUUUUUUUAGGGUUCAUUUUGGUGUCUGUGUAAUAUUGUUUUUUUUAUUAUUAUUAUUAUUUGGUUUGUAAUUAAAGUCUUUCAGAAUUUUAAAAACGA